GACGCGUCCUGCUUCAUUCAGUAAGCGGCUCUGCGUGUGUUAUCAUAAACGCCUCGGUGCUCGGAGUCAAGGCGGCGAUCAUCCCCGGGAUUACUACCGAAGCAUAACACCGGGAAGGACUAAAGCUUGCUUAGAAACAGCGCUUUUGACACUUUGUUAUUGGACAUAGCUUGGACAAACAUUCAACAGAGCGCAAUGUGUGAUCUCAGUAUGGACCAAGUGACCCCUCUGUCAACGGGUUAUCGAUGCCUGAAGAGGCAGGUAGCUUUGGAGCUAUUCGAAGACCCUAUGUCUCUCUUUUCUGGGUUUUACCCAUUAGUGCAGGAGGAGCAGGCGGCUCAGGAAGUCCCGUCAGGUUUCGACUGUGCUCCACAAGACCUAGGACCAUGCUCUGUACCACUUUUGACUCCCUGCAGCAAAGCAGUGAUGAGCCAGGCUCUAAAAGACAGUUUCAAUGGUUUCAGGAAAGUCCAAUGCAUCUGGGGCAUCUCUAACAACCCCAGGAAAUGGAACAAGCAGCAUGUCCAACAGUGGCUGCACUGGGUUUCUGAUGAGUUCAGCCUCACCAACGUGAACUUCUUCAAGUUCGAUAUGAGCGGCCAGGAGUUGUGUGACCUGGGGAAAGAUGGUUUCUUGGAUCUAGCUCCAGAUUUCGUGGGCGAUAUUCUUUGGGAGCAUCUUGAACAGAUGAUGAGAGGUUCCAGUGUGGAGGACAAACAGUAUGUACUGCAGGCAUCAGACAGCACAAGUAGCCUUUUGCGGGAGCUAUUUGAGGCCCCAGAUAGUUCUGCCCCUCUGAUAUCUGGGCCAGACUUCUCCAUGUUCCCCAAACCUCAGCUGAGUACGGUGAAUGUUAGUUGCAUCAGCCAGGAAUUCCCGAAUGGCAAAGCCCAGUCGCGCUUUAACACACACUUCUCAUCCCAUGAGCAGACCUCUAUUGAGAGUGUGGACAGUGUGGAGGGAUCUGAGCGUGUCCUGCACUCAUGGGGCAGUCAGUCAUCCUUGGCCGACACCCAGCGUGUGCCAUCUUAUGACAGUUUUGAUGACGAGUACAGCGCAGUGCCGCUGAGCCUGGGCAAACAGGGCCGGUCCUUCAAAGACUAUGUACAGGAGAGAAACGAGCCGCUGGAGCAGGGCAAGCCUGUCAUUCCUGCUGCAGUGCUUGCUGGAUUCACCGGAAGUGGCCCUAUCCAGCUGUGGCAGUUUCUGCUGGAGCUGCUGACUGAUACAACCUGCCAGGGCAUCAUUAGCUGGACUGGAGAUGGCUGGGAGUUCAAACUCACCGACCCUGAUGAGGUGGCACGUCGCUGGGGCCGCCGCAAGAACAAGCCCAAGAUGAACUACGAGAAGCUCAGCCGUGGCCUUCGCUACUACUAUGACAAGAACAUUAUCCACAAAACAGCUGGCAAGCGCUACGUGUACCGCUUUGUUUGCGACCUGCAAAACCUCCUGGGCUACGCUGCCGAAGAGUUGCACGGCAUGCUAGGAGUUCAGCCUGACACUGAGGACUGAACUAAGCAAAUGCCUCUAGGAGGUGUGUUUAAUAGAGAAGGGGAAGUGUCCCAUGUUGUCCACUGUUACAGUCGGGCUCUUUAAAGUUCCUUGUCCUGAAUGACGGAGCUGCAUUUGAAGCCUCUGCACCAGAAAAGGUGCGAUUUUCUCGGCUUUGUCUGGAGCACAACACGGCUCUGGAUAUUUACGAUUGCCACAUUUGAGUGAGACAGAACUUCUGCAAAAUGACAGUUUCAUCCUUUAUAAGCUACACAGAUAUGAAAUUCUCUUUAAAAAAACGCUGUGCUAUUUUUCUACCAGCAGAGCUGAUUGUUCAGAGUUUGUCAGGAAUGUGUUUAGGCUAAACGAGAACAGUAUGGAGAGGCUUUUACAGAAUAUUUUUAUGUUGGCAGAGCAAACAGAGUGCCUGGGUAGCACACUGUAUUGAGACUGUUGUUUAUAUAACAAAUGCUGUUGCCUUUACAGAAUUGCUAAGUGCUUUAAAUGCCAGUCUUGCACGUUUCCUCUGUUACUAGCGAGGCAUCGCGCAUAUCAGCCAAGUACAAAACAGUAGGUCUGUGUAUGUGGUGUUUUUUUUUUUUGUUUGUUUUUUUUUUUUUCUUUUUUUUUUUGUCUUUUGCAGUUUUACGCAGAUCUUUAUUUUGAAUAGACCAUGAUUGUAAAUAAAAUAGUCUAAUUUAUUUAAAUGCUUUUGAUUGCAGUUGCUUGACUGGGCACAUUUUGUAUCCGGGUACAUUUUUUUGUUUUUGCAAAGGCCAAAGUGACAUUCCAGUGUCAGAAUUUAAUUUUAUUACAGAUUGUCAAUAAUCUUGCAUUAAGGUUCAUUGGUAGACAAAACACCAGUAAAAUUUGUCUACAAGGAUUUAUAUCAGAGUUUGAAACAGCAACAGAAUGUUUCCUUUUUUUUUUUUAAAUAUAAAUUAAACUGUAUUGUACCUUCUAUCAACAUCUGUUAUUUGCUAUAAGCUUUAUUUAUCUUUUUUAUGUCAGUAUUUAUUUAUUGAAAUCAAAGCCAUAUAGGCACUCAGAGGAUUCUACAACUCUUGAUUUUUUUUUUAUAUAUAUUUUUGUUGUUGUUAGUUCUCAUAUGUACAUAGUAUUUUGAUAACUACAAUUGUGUUGGAUGUAUUUAAUUACUGCUCUUACCAUUACUGGAUAUUAACUGGAAAAGGGAAAUGAUAUGAUGGGAUCAUAUAAUUUGAUAAUAAUCAGAUUUGAAAAUGUAAACAAUCAGAAAAUGACAGUCAUGAAGGGGCUCAUGUCCCAACCUUAACUAUACACAAGGUAUGUAUGUUUAUACAAAGGCGAACUGAAGAUGUGUUGCUAUUUGAACUUGUUUUGUGAAACUGUUUAACCAUAAACAAAUAUUUUUGUCUUGUAUGUUUAUAAAAUUAUUUUUCUACAUAAACCCUUUGUGUUAUGUUGUUUUGCAAUAUUUUAUGGGUUGUGUACUUUUUCUGGUACAAUGUGUUAAAUAUGGCAUUAGAGAAACCGAGAGUAAGGGAAAUAAAUAGCAAUAUGGUGCCACCAGCUCAUUGAAAUAGUGCAAAAUGGGACAGAUAAAAAGUUUUUUAAUGAUCGGAUUUAAUCCUAGAGUUAAUCUGUAUAAUAAACGUGAUUAUGGGAAAACAGGCAAAGACGGGGAUAAACGAGAGACAAAAAAGAGGCAAACCCUCAGUGACGAAAUCGGGAUGUUGAAUGAACAGAGAUUGCACCUAACUACUGAACAGAAUGUUAAUUGGAAUAAAACUGUACUCUUUUUUUAUUAUUAUUAUUAAUAAUUUAUUUUUUAGCACAAAACCUACGGUUGUUGCAGACUUUACUCACUGAUGUAAAAAUUACUUUAUAGUGCAUUCUUAGCAGUCCAAACACAUGUAUCACUCUGGUGACACUUUUGUGCUGUUGUAAAAUAAAAUGUUUAAAAACCUUUA
Molecule: messenger RNA, 3443 nt
Organism: Silurus meridionalis
Lineage: Eukaryota; Metazoa; Chordata; Actinopteri; Siluriformes; Siluridae
Gene: ets2
Product: v-ets avian erythroblastosis virus E26 oncogene homolog 2
Exons: 9
Coding region: 196-1512 (438 amino acids)
Biological process (GO): regulation of transcription by RNA polymerase II; cell differentiation
Cellular component (GO): nucleus
Molecular function (GO): sequence-specific DNA binding; DNA-binding transcription factor activity, RNA polymerase II-specific
Source: RefSeq, a predicted model, not a curated record